Nymphaea colorata (pocket water lily) is the source of this 2638-nucleotide messenger RNA. Its product is annotated as GATA transcription factor 26-like. Lineage: Eukaryota; Viridiplantae; Streptophyta; Magnoliopsida; Nymphaeales; Nymphaeaceae. Gene Ontology annotation, biological process: regulation of DNA-templated transcription. The record is from RefSeq and is a predicted model, not a curated record. Gene Ontology annotation, molecular function: sequence-specific DNA binding; zinc ion binding.
CUAAAUAUUUACUACACCAAAACAGAGGUCAUGCGCCCCUCUUCCUUUGCCUCCAUUUUCAACCCACUUUCCCGACGAAUUCACGGCAAAUUUUGUUUGAUUUUUAGCUUCAAUGGAUUGUUCGGAGAGUUCUAACGGAACCCAAUUCAAUCUGUAGUUUUGCAUUCACUCCUCUUCCUGUCCUUUUGGAUUUUUCUUCUUUUUUUUUCACGGCAGCAAAACUUUUUCCUUCUUUUUCGUUUUCCUAUUGGUUGGUGGUCUUUUUCCUUCUUCUAUCUGUAGUUGUUCGCGUUUUUCUGUAACUAACGAAGAAAAGAAAAGAACGAAGAACAGUGGAUUGUUGAGUUUCUUGGGAUUGUUGAAUAUUUUGAGGCCUUCUUUUUUCAAUUUUAUUGGUAAAGGAAUUUAGUGGGUAGCUCUUCUUCUUGAUAAAAAUUGUAUAUCCUUUUAGAGAUUGAGGGGGAAGAAGCGUAGCUGCGUAUGGGUAAGCAGGGGCCUUGCUACCAUUGUGGUGUUACAAGUACUCCUCUCUGGAGAAAUGGACCGCCAGACAAACCAGUAUUAUGCAAUGCAUGUGGUUCAAGAUGGAGAACAAAGGGUUCACUUACAAACUACAGACCAUUGCAUUGUCGUGGAGAAGCUGCAGAACCAGUGCAAUGCACAAUUCCUAAGAUGAAGCUUGUUCUACUUGAGACUAAAGAGAAGAAAUUGCACAAAAGAAAGUUGAAUGAAGUUGAGGAAGAAAGUGAAGAUGGAAGUAGUGAUUAUGAACCCCCUACUGAAAAGAACUUGGAGGAAGAUUCUAGUAACCGGUCUAGUUCUGGAUCUGCUAUAUCAUGUUCUGAAAGCUGUGCUCAAUUUGGUAGCGCAGAUGCAAUCGACUAUGCAGGUACAUCACAGUCCAUUGUAUGGGAUUCACUUAUUCCCUCCCGAAAGAGGACAUGUCUCAAUCGACGAAAGCCAAAGCCUUCCCCUGUUGAGAAACUGACAAAGGAUCUAUGUAGUAUAUUGCAUGAGCAAGAGUCAUCCCAUCUUUCUGUCUCCUCAGGGGAAGAUCUGCUUCUUGGAAAUGGAAAACCCAUGGUUUCUGUUGAGAUUGGCCAUGGUGGUGUUCUUAUUAAGCAUCCACGUUCAUCAGCUCUAGAAGAGGAAUCGGAGGCAAGCUCACAUGUUAUAGAAAACAAAGGUUGCACUGUUAGUGAAUCUUAUUCAAUCCUCGCCCUCCCCAUAUAUGCUCAAAACAAAGGAGCAGAUUGCACUGAAAUUAGCACUGAUAAAAUGAAGAGUGCCAUGGACCGUGGGCCAUAUGACCAUGCAAAAAGGGACAAAGUCUCCUAUGACAAGUUCCACAUUCUACAAAGCAGUUCAUCACCUCUCCGACUUGUAGACUUGAAGGAUAUUAUUAAUUAUGAAGAGUUCAUGGAACAUUUGACUCGUGAAGAGCAAGAGCAGUUGAUCAGAUACCUUCCUUCAGUUGAUAGUUCAAAAUUCCCUUCCAGCCUUAGGAAAAUGUUUGACAGUCCCUCUUUUAGGGAGACCUUAGAUACCUAUCAGCGGCUCCUUUCGGAUGGUGUCUUUGACCUCUCUUUCUCAGGGGCGAAUAUUGAAGCUUGUAAGGCUUUAAAGAGGCUUCUUUUGAUAGAAGCAACAAAAGCCAGAUGGCUUGAACUGUAUACUCGGUUCAAAGACAGUGCCACAGCAUCUGACUCAAAAAAUAAACAAGCUAUUGGAAAGGAUACAAACUUGCAACAUGGUUCCUUUGAAUAUGGCAAAUCAGUGCUCAUGAAGCAACCAAAUGAUGGCAAACUGUAUCAAAAUUUUUCAGAGCCAAAACACAAAAUAAAGAGCCCCAAUAGGUUGCAGAAAUGUGAAUCCGUGGAUCUGCCAUCUGCAAAAUCUCAUGUAAAUUCAUAUGCUAAGCAAGCAAAGGCCAAUUUUGAGGAGAAUGAAGCUGCUGUGUAUGAUGCAUCUUGCUUCAGUCCAAGAACCUUGUUUGUUUCUCCUCUGGACAGGAGCUCAGUGACACUGGAUCCUUUGCAAUUCCUGGAUGACUCAUCGGACCAAGAUUUAUUACUAGAUGUUCCUUCAAAUGUAUCAUUGCAGCAGGCUGAGCUGCUUGAUUGCAAUUUUUGGAAGAAAUCGUCAUCAACUCAUUCCUCAGCAGAGUCACAUGAUAAGCAAGGAAAUCAACCGUGAGUCUCAAUUGUCCUCUUUCUGGCCAAUGUAGGAGCAGCUUUGUGUGUUCCUGGAUCUUAAUGAUGUUAUAGGCUCCAAGACAGAGCAUCGAAAAUGUCAAGUGCGUUCAAAUUUGGAAAUCUCUUUGUACAUACUUGCAUGCAACACCAGGUGCAUUCUUGAUAGUUUCUCUUUUUGUUCACUUUGAAAGUUCUGGCUUAUGAUUUCAUACUGCACAUACGAGCUGGAUAUGGGCGAAUUUUGUAAAGUCCUUCCCAUAAGUGUAGGUUAGACUAAGUUGAGAAAAGUGGAUUCUCACGAGGAUAUAGUUUUGUAAAUAUUUUACGUCUACUUGUUUACAGGUGAAAACCAGAUUUUGUCUAUAAGCAGGCUUUGGAAUGUUACAUGGUUGACAUUUGAUUUGUGCAAAAAGUUGGAAAAGUUUCAUGCUUGGUCAGUUUUA